This is a messenger RNA of Labeo rohita (rohu), 13409 nucleotides long. It is a transcript of the gene frem3, whose product is annotated as Fras1 related extracellular matrix 3. The record is from RefSeq and is a predicted model, not a curated record. Gene Ontology annotation, biological process: cell communication. The transcript has 24 exons. NCBI's taxonomy places the organism in Eukaryota, Metazoa, Chordata, Actinopteri, Cypriniformes, Cyprinidae. Bases 2620 to 12000 code for a protein of 3126 amino acids. Gene Ontology annotation, cellular component: membrane.
UUAAUACAUGUAAAAAGCAUUGUUAGUUCAUAAUCCAUAAUGCAUUAACUAACAAACUGAACCUUAUUAUAAAGUGUUAACCAGUUAAAUUAUUUUAGAAGCUGCGGUGAACUGUAUCUUGGGACAUAAUUAACCAUCAAAACAUGUGCGUAUGUUCAGUAAUAUGAUGCUUUAAGUAAACGACUCUUGUUGAGUUUACAUUAAUGGAGUUAGUUCUAAUGAAUUAGGAAACGUCAGUUAACUGAGAAAAUGAUGAGCGGAACAAAAAUAUUAUUGGUCAUUUAAUCGGAUAUGCGAGGCGGUAUCAAUUCCCAUAUAUCCGUUUGAAACACUGCGCCAUAAAUGGAAAGAGGGUAUUUAUAUCUAGAUGCGACCACAAGGUUUCCAUACACAGUAUGUAUUCUCAAGUAUCUACCCUGAUUCUCACUUCAGCUAGGUCAUGCUAAGCUGAAGCUGCGACAUAAAAACAUGAACAAAAUUAAGUUUUUAAAACCUCUUCUUUUUUGAUAAGUCUUAUAGUUGAAGUAUAAAAAUAAAUAAAUCUUCAUUAAAUAAUGAAUAUUAUUUAUCCACCUUUUUGCAAUUGAUGCUGGACGCUUGUAUUGGCGCCCAAGAUCAUGUGUCACAUUAAGGGAUAAACUGUAUGUACUCCUGACAGCCAUGGGGGAUUUCCAUCAUCAUCCGGUGGACGCAUUUAAAAUCCCAUCCCCAGUGACUGCAAUCGCAAAAAGAUAUAUUUGGACUCUCUAGAAAUAAAUUUAUAUGUGAGGAUUUUUUAGGCAGGCAGCAGGACAUCACGCCCAUUAGGUUGACUGUGAGUCAAGCCAUAGGUCAAACUACGCUUAUGGUUGGCAAAUAAAGUGUCAUUAGGAAAUGUGCCUGAAUAUACCUUUCAACAGCUUAGCACUGCUGAUUAUUUACAUGGAUGCUUGUGUAACUAGAAGAGUUAAGGGACGUAAAUUAAAAAUAAAUAAAUAAACCCAUUUGUUGAGUUCAAGAUUAUUAAAAAAUUCAAGGAGCAAGCCUUGUUUUGUUAUUUUAUUACAAUAAAGCGGCUUUUGUCCACCUGUUUAACCAACUGGAAUGAGUAUUGUGUGACUUGACCUUUCAACUGCCCCAUGAGGUGACCUCCCAAGUUACAAGCACAUGAACAGAGUAGAGUAACUCAAUAAAGACAUCAUUUCAAUCAAACAGCAUGAAUAAUUGACUGAAAAUAAAGUAAUAAAAAAAAAACUGUAAAAAUAAAUAAAUAAAUACCAAAAGUACAACAUCAAUUUAUGAUAAUAAAAUUAAACUUUAUACACACACACACACACACACACACACACACAUUUAUACAAAAUCAUAAAAAUUAUAUAAAAACAAAAUAAAAUUUAAUUUAGAUUUAUCUUGUCCGAUAACUCUUAGACAACAAUUAUGACAACACAUUGCAUUUAAUUUUUUGUUAACAUUUUUAUAAUAUUUUAAUAUAAUGUAUGAGAUGCCAAAUUGCCAAUUUUUUGUCUCUAUCGCUCCAACAGAAGGCGCUGUUGCUACUAUUCAGCUAUAUCUAUAGUGAUUUAUAAAUACUUUUAAAGAAAAAAGAAUAUUUUUACAAAUAAAAACAAUCAGAUGCACUGACUAUUUUUUUUCAACCAUGAAAAUAAAUAAAUAAAUAAAUAAAUAAAUAAAUUCCUAGAAAACCUUGAAGCAUUUGUCACACAUAUCACAAGUACUAUAUUUAAAAUACAUUUACUUCAUACUAAGUAUAGCUCAAAUCUAUUAACAUAUUUACUGACAUAUCGCUCUAGACUUACUGAUAUAAAAUUAGAAUAAAACUUUAUUUGGAGUACUACUUGUGCAAAAUGCACAUUUCUUAAAAAUGCCUAAAAUGUGUUUUAAUGUAACUACUAAUGAAGACUGUUUGAUCUUUGAAUAAUAUCAGUCUUUAAAUGCAAGAUAUUUAAAGUGUACCUGCAGAAUACUUUCAAUAGUUCCAAUUUAGUUGGACUUUAGCACUAAUUUCGCACAAUUAAAGUGCAUUAGGUAUAAAAUUAUUUGCUCCAGUUUAGCAGACUUUAAGUAAACCUGUUUAGUAUACUAAAAGUACAAUUGCAGGGUGUUUUUAUUAAGUACAUAAAUAUGUAAAUGUAUUUGUAGUGUAUACUAUUUUUUUUUUUUUUUUUUUUGCACCAGGGACAUUCUUCAGAAUUUAUAACAGUUUUGUCUUGAUUUCAAUAUUUUCUUUCCUUUUUUAUUUCUAUAUAGCAAGAACUUUUCCUUACUGGUCUUAAUAUGAACAUUUUUGCCUUCAGUGGAUAAGAAAGGAGAAAAAGAGAGGAAGGGCUAGAGUGAAUCCAACACUUUGGGGGGCUGUCCAAUGUGCUGCCUUAAAUUAGCCGUGGGAGAGGUUGGACUGAGGGUGGAGCUUUGUGCUGUCACUAUCUCCCUUGUUAAGUAUUACCUGCAGUGCUUUAGUAGGUUAGCAGCACUUGUGCUGUGUGUAAAGAGAGAGGAGCAAACGUAGCAGUGAGAUCAAAAACAAGCCUUGAGAAAUCAAGGGAAUCAUCCUAAAUCUUGCUUGGACACUGUGGUGCAUCUAUUUUUGCAAGUGCAUGCAGUGCAACUAGCUAUAAAAAUAUGGCUGGUUGUCUGCAAAGAAAAAGGCUGAGUGCAGCAGGAGCAACUCUGAAGUGCCUGUUUAUAUUGAUUUCAUUAGGAUGUUGUCUCUCUAAAGCGGACGCAGAUCCUUUCGACGCGGCCUUCCGCCACAGGCACCGAUCUGGACCUACUGCUGAAACUAUAUUGGUAGCCAACAACGGGAUUAGAGUUCCCUUCGGACGCUCUGUUUAUCUGGACCCUAUCAAUGACCUUGUGACUGAAGUGCACGCGGGAGACCGCUGCCACAUUACAGUCCUGGACAAUGACCCUCUGGCCCAGAGACCUGGAAUGCUUACACCCAAGAAGUUCCCCUGUGCUUUUGGAGCAGAAGAGGUCAAAUAUACUCAUUUCGGUUCCCGGAGCCCAAGCAAAGACCACGUAAAACUACAGCUGAGGUAUGACUCCCACACAGACACGGUGGUGGUUCCUUUCAUUCUUGAAGUUGAAGUGGUCUUUCAGCAACUGGAGAUUCUCACUCGUAACAUGCCUCUGGUUGUGGACAAGCUGAAUGGGCUAAGCAACCCAAUUGACAAAAAAACACUGGAGUUUGCGUAUGAAGAUGGUGUCACUACAUGCAAGGUAACCACACUGGUUGGUGCAGGCAAACUUCCAAGGUAUGGCAGUCUUACUGAUAACUCUGUUAAUGGCCAGAUGAUUAAUUGCGAUGAUUUUGUCAAGAAGGGAAUUCAGUAUCAACACACUGCAACCACAAACUCUCCUAACAGAGACUAUAUUCCAAUGCUAGUGGAAGUACAAGAUAAUGAUGGCAAUACUAUCCAACAGGAACAUUUCCAGAUAAUGGUUAGAAUCAAAGAGGGUACUGAAAAUACACAACCAAAGCCUAGCUUUAUAUCUAUGAUGAUGAUGGAGAUUGACCAAUUUGUGAUGACAGCCAUUACUGCAGAUAUGCUGGCAGCUGAAGAUAUUGAAUCAGAAUCUGAAGAUUUAAUCUUUAACAUAACAUCUCCCCUGGGCUAUCAGCAGGGCUAUAUUAUCAGCACAGAUGACCAAAACCAGCCAAUCACGUCUUUCCAUCAGAGAGAUAUUAAAGAUCUGAAAAUCGCUUAUAAGCCUCCCUCUGAGGAUUCAGACGUGGAAAGAAUUUUCCAGAUCGAAUUCGAAAUUGUUGACACUGAUGGUGCUGUUUCUGAUCCGUUUGCAUUCAUGAUUGUUGUGAAGCCAAUGAACACUUUAGCUCCGGUGGUAACCAAAAACACAGGACAGUUGCUUUUUGAGGGUCAAUCAAGACCACUAUCCAGCUUACAAAAUUUAGAAAUCAGCGAUGAGGAUAAUCUUGAUGAUGUGAAGAUUACAGUUGUUGAUGGCUUGAAACAUGGAGAACUGACAGUGCUAGGGUCUCAAAGAAAAUUUUUCACACCAGCUGAUCUGGAUGCUGGCAGUGUUGUGUAUCAGCAUGACGGAAGUGACACCUACAGCGACAAUAUUAUAUUUAGAAUGACUGAUGGCAGUAAUGAAGUCGAGUUUUUAUUCCCCAUCACAAUUGCUCCCACUGAUGACGAACCCCCUAUUAUAAAUGCAAACACUGGUAUUGUGCUUUUCAAAAAUGAAGUGAUGCAGAUCUCCCCCUUUAUUCUAAGUGCCACUGACAUUGAUUCAGAAGAUUCAACAAUUAAAUUCAUAUUAGAAGAGCCGUACUCAGGCAUCGGUGAGCUGCUCCUCAAGCAGGUGGAGCCUCCUCCGGAUCCAUCUGCAUGGAAAUUUAGUGCAACAGAUGAGAUGUUUGAACAGGUGGUGACUGAAUGGUUUCAGCAGGAUAUUCUGGACGGGAAGCUGUUUUAUCGUCAUAAAGGACCUCAUAGUACCACAACUGUGAUUGACCAGUUUGUCUUCAGAGUCCAGGAUGACAAUGACCCACCAAAUCAAUCAGGAGAGCACACAUUCACCAUUAAAAUUCAUCCGGUGGAUGACAUUCCUCCAGAACUUUACCCUGGCACCACAUUGCACAUGGAGGUCAAAGAAUACGAGCUCACAUUUUUUAGAAAAAAAUAUCUACGCUACACAGAUCUAGACUGUGAUGACAGAGAUCUUAAGUACACCAUCAUCAAACCUCCUACUGACACAGAUGAAAACAACCCUGUUCCUCUAGGUGCCAUUGUGCUGACUGACAGCCCUGACAUCACAAUCAGUGAGUUUACGCAAGCUCAGGUCAACCACCACAAAGUGGCAUACAAACCCCCAGAACAAGAGCUCGGGAUUACUCCCAAAGUGGUCCAGUUUACAUUCAGCGUGGAGGACACUGCUAGCAAUUCAGUUGAUGGACUGUUUACAAUCUUUUUACAACCUGUUGACAACAAACCCCCUGUAAUCACUAACACUGGCUUCACUGUCCUCGAGCGAAAUACCUAUAUAAUAACCAAAAAUGAACUGGACGCCUCUGACCAGGACACUGAGGAUGAGAACAUUAAAUUUACAGUGACCCAGAUUCCCAGGUUCGGGCAGCUGCAGUAUUUAGGAAUCGACAUGUCUAAUGGGCAAACAUUUGUGUUGGAGGAUAUCGAAAAUAGCCGACUGGCUUACAUCCACAGUGGUGAAGAAUCUCUUCAGGAUGUCAUUAAGCUAGACGUUAGUGAUGGCUUCCAUGAAGUCCCCAUUAUUGUCAAGGUCAGCAUCAAGCCGGUCGAUGACGAAACGCCAAAAAUUAUGUUACCGGCAGGUUUGUUAGGGGCGUCUAUUGAUGUACUUGAGAACGGCGCGACAGAAAUCACCAGUAAUGUUAUCCAGGGUCGUGACGAAGACACGGAUGACCUCAUGCUGACCUUUAUAGUUGAGGAGCCUCCAAGGCUAGGAGAAAUAAUGGUGAAUGGAGCUCCAGCUGAGCGCUUCACCCAGCAAGAUAUAAUCAAUGGUGUGGUCGUCUAUGUUCACACUAGUGGUGAAAUUGGUCCCAUCAAAGAGCACGAUUCUUUUAAUCUCACCAUUUCUGACAUGUCGGAUGAAUGGGUUGUUGGUGGCAACAAAGUCCAAGGGGUUCGUGUCCACGUCACCAUUCUCCCUGUAGACAGCAUCCCACCUAUAGUCAAUGUGGGUGGACAGUUUGUAGUAGUUGAGGGUGAGAAAAAUGUUAUCACAUUAGAGCACAUUCAAGCUGAGGACAUUGACACUGAUAAUGAUGAUAUCUUAUGUACUAUUAUCGUUCAGUCCACAUCGGGCUAUGUGGAGAACAUCUCCCCAGCUCCUGGCUCAGAAAAAUCCAGAGCAGGCACUGCCAUCACUGCGUUCACCAUUAGAGAUGUUAGUCUAGGCCACAUCUAUUACGUCCAAAGCAUUCACAAGGGUGUGGAGCCAGUGGAAGACAGAUUCACUUUCCGCUGCUCUGAUGGCAUUAACUUUUCAGAAAGGCACUUUUUCCCCAUUGUCAUCAUCCCAGCCAAUGACGAAAAGCCAGAGAUUUUCAUUCGUGAGUUUGUUGUCAUGGAGGGGAUGAGCUUGGUUAUCGACACUCCUAUUCUGAAUGCUGCUGAUGCAGACAUCCCAAAUGAUGAAUUAACUUUUGAAAUACUCAAAAAUCCAAAACAUGGAAACAUAGUUCAGCAGUUGAGCACUGGAACAGUUGCAGUGGUAAAGUUUACCUUAGAGCAGAUCAAGGAGGCUUCCAAUAUUGUUUAUGAGCAUGACGACUCUGAAACCAAGGAAGACAGUUUUGAAAUCCGACUCACUGAUGGAAAGCACACUGUUGAGGAAAAAGUCAUUAUAAUGGUCAUUCCUGUUGAUGAUGAAACCCCAAGAAUGGCCAUCAACGACGGCCUGGAAGUGGAAAUCGGAGAAACCAAAGUAAUAAGCAACAGAGUCCUGAAGGCCACAGAUCUGGAUUCUGAGGACAAAGAGCUUACCUACAUUGUCCGCUACGGACCAGGCCAAGGCUAUCUUCAGAGAAUUACCAAACAUGGACUUGUCAUUGGCAACAUUAGUAUUGGAAUGAAUUUCACUCAAGAUGAACUUGACAAACAGUUGAUUCAGUAUGUUCACACAGGCCAGGAGGGUGUCCGUGACCUGCUAAAGUUUGAUGUAACUGAUGGAAUCAAUCCCCUCAUUGAUCGCUACUUCUACAUUAAUAUUGGCAGCAUGGACAUGGUCUUCCCCGAUGUUAUCAACAAGGGUGUGACCCUCAAAGAGGGAGGUAAGGUCACCUUGACCACAGACCUUCUCAGCACAACUGACAUCAACAGUCCAGAUGAGUAUCUAAGUUUCAGCAUCACUCGUGCUCCCAGCAGGGGCCAUCUUGAAAGUACCGAUCUCCCAGGGGUGCCCAUCUCCACCUUCACUCAGCUGCAGCUAGCUGGCAACAAGAUCUACUAUAUCCAUACUUCUGAUGAUGAAGUGAAGAUGGACAGCUUUGAGUUUGAGGUCACAGAUGGCUACAAUCCUGUCUUCCGCACCUUCCGUGUAUCCAUUACGGACGUCGACAACAAGAAGCCAGUCUUGACGAUCAACAAGUUAGUGUUGGGUGAGGGAGAAACCAAGCUGAUCACACCCUUUGAAUUGACAGUGGAAGACCGUGACACACCAGACAACCUGCUGAGAUUUGUAGUGACUCAAGUGCCAGUUCACGGACAGCUUCUGUACAAUGGUACACAAGUCAUUACAUCAUUUACCAAGCAGGAUCUAAAUGAAAACCUUAUUACUUAUAGGCAUGAUAGCACAGAGACAAAUGAAGACAGCUUUUCUUUCACAGUUACUGAUGGAACUCACACUGAAUUUUAUGUUUUCCCUGACACUGUUUAUGAAACUCGUAAGCCUCAGGUGAUGACCAUUCAUAUCACCACAGUGGACAAUGGGGUGCCUCAAAUAGUCGUAAACAAAGCAGCACCCACUCUAAGGGUUCUUCAUACUGGGCAUCUUGGAUUUUUGAUUACCAGCAAAGCUUUAAAGGCUGAGGACAGAGACAGUCCAAACAAAGUGCUAAAGUAUGUUGUAACUGAGGCUCCUCUUCAUGGCUUUAUCAUGAAUUCUGCUUUGGGCAAUGAUAGCAUCAAAUCCUUCUCACAGGCUGAUAUUGAUGACAUGAAGAUUUGUUAUGUGCUUCUUGAUGGGUCCAAUGCCACAAGUGACAUAUUUUACUUCUCAGUGGAAGACAAUGGGGGCAACAAACUGAAACCACAACCAUUCCGUCUGAACUGGGCUUGGAUAUCUCUAGAAAGGGAAUACUACAUUGUGGAUGAGGAUGCAAAGUUUCUGGAGGUCACCCUCAAACGCCGGGGAUACUUGGGAGAGACAUCAUUUGUCAGCAUUGCCACCAAAGACGGUACAGCAAAACAGGACAAAGACUUCCGCGGCAAAGCUCAGAAACAGGUCCAGUUUAACCCUGGCCAGACAUCCGCCACCUGGAGGGUGAAGAUAUUCACCGACCAAGAGUUUGAAACUUCAGAGAUGUUCGAAAUCCAGCUUUCAGAGCCAGUGAUGGCUGUUCUUGAAUACCCUGAUACAGCCACUGUGGAGAUUGUAGAUCCUGGUGAUGAGUCCACAGUAUUCAUCCCUCAAGCAGAAUAUCGUAUAGAAGAGGAUAUAGGAGAACUAUUAGUCCCAGUACGAAGAUCAGGAGACGUCAGCCAAGAACUAAUGGUUAUUUGUUACACACAACAAGGCAGUGCAACCGGAACCACCCCCAGCACAGUGCUCUCCUAUUCAGACUACAUCACGAGACCCGAGGACCACACCAGCGUCCUCCGUUUUGAUAAGGAUGAGCGAGAGAAGUCGUGUCGCAUCAUAAUCAUUGAUGACUCCCUCUUUGAAGAAGAGGAGAGCUUCAAUGUGUCCCUCAGUAUGCCAAUGGGUGGCCAAGUGGGAGCCAAGUUCCCCAGUGCCAAAGUAGUCAUCUUGGCCGAUAAUGAUGAUGAGCCAUCUUUCUAUUUUGGAGAGACUGAAUACACAGUGGAUGAGAGUGAUGGUUAUGUGGAAGUGAAAGUGUGGAGAACUGGAACUGACCUUUCAAAGACAGCUACUGUCACAGUUCGCUCCAGGAAGAGUGACCCUGUUUCAGCAGAAGCGGGUCUAGACUAUGUGGGAAUCAGCCGUAACUUAGACUUUGCUCCAGGUGUGACCAUGCAAACUUUUCGUGUGACUAUUCUCGAUGACCUUGGGCAGCCUGAGCUGGAGGGACCAGAGACGUUUGAGUUGGUGCUGCGUAUGCCCAUGAAUGCCGUCCUUGGAGAACCUAGUAAAACUGUCAUCACCAUCAAUGACACCAUCACAGACUUGCCUAAAGUCCAGUUUAGGGAGGCAGAGUACAAGGUGGAUGAGGCCGAUGGAGAGGUGAAAGCAAUGGUGUACCGUAGUGGCGACAUCAGUCAAAGGUCCACAGUCCGCUGUUAUACUCGCCAGGGAUCUGCCCAGGUCAUGAUGGACUAUGAUGAACGACCCAACACUGACGCGUCUACCAUCGUGUUCCUACCAGGGGAGAUCGAGAAGCCAUGUGUGGUGACUUUAGUGGAUGACACGAUUCAUGAAGAGGAUGAGGAGUUCCGCUUGGUUUUGGGCACACCUAAGAGCAAAUCACCAUAUGGAGCUGCAGUAGGAGAACAAAAAGAAGCUCUGGUCACCAUCACUGACAAUAAGGAUAAGUCCAUCAUCAGGUUCGCCGAGAUCAAAUACAGUGUUAGAGAGCCACAGCUUCCUGGAGAGAUUGCUGUAGUGAAGAUUCCUGUCCUGCGGCAGGGCGACACCUCCAAGGUCUCUGUAGUGAGAAUUCACACCAAGGACGGCUCUGCGACAUCAGGAGAGGACUACAAUCCCCUAUCUCAAGAUGUGGAGUUUAAAGAGGGUGAGACAGAGCAUGUGGUGGAGAUCCAGGUUCUCUACGAUGGACAAAGAGAGAUUCGUGAGGCUUUCACCGUUCACAUGAAGCCUGACGAGUAUAUGGUGGCUGAGACACAGAUGAAUAAGGCUAUUGUGUACAUCGAAGAGAUGAAUAGUGUGGCUGAUGUCACAUUCCCAGCAGUGCCUCAGGUGGUGUCACUGCUGCUGUAUGAUGAUACAAUUAAAACCAAGGACAAUCCCCACCCUCCAACUGGCUAUCCUGUUGUGUGCGUUACGGCCUGCAACCCCAAAUACUUUGACUUUGACAAGACUGGCUCCAUUUGCUCAGUGGAGAACAUCAAUGACACAAUGACUCAGUACCGCUGGAUGGUUAGUGCCCCUAGUGGACCAGAUGGAGUCACCAGCCCCAUGCGAGAAGUGGACACCAACACCUUCUUCACUAACACCAAGUCCAUCACCUUGGACUCCAUCUACUUCCAGGCUGGUUCCCGCGUGCAGUGUGCCGCCCGAGCCUUCAAUGCCAAUGGAGAUGCUGGGUUGGAGCUCACUUCACCCAUUGUGGUCAUCAGCCGAGAGGAGGGUCUGUGUCAGCCUCGUAUACCUGGCACAGUGGGUGCAGAACCGUUCUCAGCUAAAAUCCGUUACACUGGUCCGGAUGACCCUGACUACCCCAAUUUGAUCAAACUCACUGUUACUAUGCCACACAUGGAUGGCAUGCUGCCUGUUAUCUCCACACGUCCACUUUCCAACUUUGAGCUAACCCUUAGUCCAGAUGGCACACGUGUAGGUAACCACCGCUGCUCUAACCUCUUGGAUUUCAACGAGAUCCAAACGGCACAUGGUUUCAUCACUGACGCCACAAAGAACCCAGAAAUUAUUGGCGAGACUUUACCGUACCAGUACAGUGUGGCCAUGCGUAGCACCAACUCUCUUCGAUUCUACCGCAAUCUUAACCUGGAGGCUUGUCUGUGGGAGUUCAGCAGCUACUACGACAUGUCAGAGCUCCUGAAUGACUGUGGGGGAUCCAUUGGCACAGAUGGACAGGUGUUGAAUCUUGUUCAGUCCUAUGUGACCCUGCGGGUGCCUUUGUUUGUGUCCUAUGUCUUCCACUCUCCUGUUGCGGUUGGCGGCUGGCAACAUUUUGACCUACGGUCUGAGCUGCGGCUCACCUUUGUGUAUGACACCGCCAUCUUAUGGCAAGACGGUAUUGGAAGCCCACCAGAAGCUGAGCUGCAAGGUGCCAUGUAUCCCACCAGCAUGAGAAUAAAUGAUGAAGGCCGUCUUGUUGUCAAUUUCAAGACUGAGGCUCGAUUCAGAGGACAGUUUGUCAUGUCUCACCCAGGAACCACUCUGUCCUCAAUGGUAAUGUCAGUGGACCACUCUGGACUUACAUUCACCCUCUCCCUAAUCAGAACUGAGCCCACCUACAACCAGCCCAUGCAACAGUGGAGCUUCGUUUCUGACUUUGCUGUGAGGGACUAUUCCGGCACCUAUACUGUGAAGCUGAUUCCAUGCAUUGCUUCACCUAACGGGGAGUUCAGUAUACCUCCUGUGUGUCACCCGAGGGAACCCCUCACCUUCGACAUGGACAUCCGCUUCCAACAGGUGAGUGACCCUGUAGCAGCAGAGUUUAGUUUGAACACACAGAUGUUCCUGCUGUCGAAGAAGGAGCUGUGGCUGUCUGAUGGCUCCAUGGGCUUUGGAGAGGGCACGGACACUGCCUUUAUGGAAGGUUCAAACAUCUAUGGCCGUGUGAUGGUGGAUCCAGUGCAGAACCUGGGUGACUCUUUCUCCUGCAGCAUUGAGAAAGUGUUCCUAUGUACUGGCACAGAUGGCUACGUGCCAAAAUACAACCCUACUAAUAAAGAGUAUGGAUGCCUUGCUGAUGCUCCAUCCUUGCUGUAUAGACUUAAAAUCCUGGACAAAGCUCAGCCAGAAACUCAAGCCUCCGCCUUUGGAAAUGUCAAGUUUGAUGCCACUCUUGCUAUGGACACCCCUGGAGCCCUGCCUUUGGUCCGACAGCCUGGAUCAGACGGUUUCACCCUGUCAUCAUCUCCCCUCUUCCAGGUCGCCGCUGGCCGUGAAUGGUUCAUCCACACCAUCUACACACUCCGUUCCAAAGAGAAUGCCAGUCGUGGUAAAAGAAGCAUCGAGUACCACCACGCUAUAUCCUCCAUUGCUAACUCUGGCACCCAAUCCCGAAGUCGACGUGCAGUACCCGACCCAGAAGCUUUUGAAAUUGGUGUUGAGAAUAACCGAGGCACCAACAUUCAGCACAUUGCCCUGGAUCGCUCAAACCGACUACGGGUGAGUCAGUCAUGGGGUCGCGAGACCUACCUGGAGCAGCCUCUGGUGGAGGGGAGCCUGGGUAAGGGGCCUGGUUCAGAUUCCUCUCUUCCAGCUGGCAUGUCUACGUUGCUGGGGGUGGCUGGGCUCAUCCUGCUGGUAUGCCUGGUUGUAGUUCUGGUGGUUCUCUUGAUGCGACGCAAGAGGAAAGAGAAAAAGUACCCACCGUAUUCCACUUCAUCCUGCACAGCGUACAACAGGGAGCCCAUGAGACACAACGUGGACAGCUCUGAGGUUUAAACACCCCUGUUCCGUGUUCAAUAAGACAUGCCAAAACUAACUCUCACUAUGGUGCUCUUCUUUCCAAGAAGCAGCUGAAGUUGAGGAGAUCUCAAAAGCCUCAGUUCAAAUGACAACAUCUAAUAUGUGGCUCUCCACAGCUUCAAUGAAGACAUCUUGACUUCAAGACUCUUGGUCAAACAAAAGGAAGUUGCUUGUUGCCUUUUUCUUAAGAUUAAGUUUGAGCUUCGUAGUACUAAUGUUAUUUUAGCAUGCUUCCAUUGUAAAUCUGUGAACCAGAAUUGGCCACAGUCACCCUACACAGACAAACAGAGUGAAUCUGUGCUUCAGCUUGUGUCAAACUCAAAUUAUCUGAAAUUCUAACAAGCGUUGCUCUAUUAUGAAUAUUUUUUUUCCCCCAAGUUCAAAAUAGAUUUAAUUGUAAACAAGAAUAAAAAGUAAAUUAACCCCAACAUGAAUGCAAAUGUUGGGCAUCAAGCCCAGGAAAUUUAAACUCGUUUAAGAUCACUGGGCAUUUUUUUUUUUUUUUUUAAUUAGUCCAUUUUAUUUUCAUUCAAUAUGUAACAGUUCUUCAGAGUGCGUGUGUGUGUUAGAUUUGUUAAGCAAGCUGAAAGAUGCAAGAACUGGCUUCUUCAAACAUUUAUGUAAUAAAUGUAUCUAUUUUUAUAUGUUCCAUGACAUGAAUUGCUGUGUGCAAGAGCACAGGUCAGCGUUCCCACAUGACUGAUGUGUUGCUAUGCAAAGGGAGCGUGACGUUUAAUAUUAUUAAUUCAAGUUCGUAACUAUUCAGAAUGUACUUAUUUUUAUACCUUUUCAGGAUGUUAACGUGGUUCAGAAUUACACAAUCAUUCAUAUCUGGUGUUAAAAGGAGAGACUGGUGUCAACAAAGUAAAACUUGAAAACAUGUGAACCACAUACUUUUUUCAUUUAGAAAUCAUUACAGAUUUGCUGAAAUAAUGCUGAAUAUGCAAAUUUGAAUUUCAAACCGUUGCUUGUAUUUUUUCUUUUUUUUUUAAAUUUUGUGGCUUCUCAGUUGAUAUUUCUUUCAAUUUAUUGUUUAAUGCUAUUGUUCAGUGUAUUAAAAUGUAAUUGUCAGACACAAACCAAGAUUUUCUUAAACCAAUAUUUUGUAAUUUAUAUCUCACCCUGUAUUACUGAAAAUUUCUAAACAUCAAAUAACACUAGGACACAAGUUUUAAACCCAACAGAUUUAAAGAAGUCUGUGUCAGCGAAUACACCAUUAGCCUUGUGUUUAAAAACUGCCGUUUUAUUAACUGUAUAUGUUUUUGAGAACUAUUUAAUGUCAUUUUCUUUUGCUGAUGAAAAGAAUUCUGUUAAGAUACUUGGAUACUUGUUUCAUUAUAAAAUGCCUGUUAAGUGUUUAAAAGAUAAAUGCCUACUUCUAUAAC